This is a messenger RNA of Indicator indicator, 729 nucleotides long. It is a transcript of the gene C1QA, whose product is annotated as complement C1q A chain. NCBI's taxonomy places the organism in Eukaryota, Metazoa, Chordata, Aves, Piciformes, Indicatoridae. The coding region runs from base 1 to 729 and encodes 242 amino acids. The transcript is spliced from 2 exons. Gene Ontology annotation, molecular function: protein binding. The record is from RefSeq and is a predicted model, not a curated record.
AUGCAGCCCAGGCUUUGGCUGGUGACUGGCACCCUGGCAGCAGUGCUGGGCAUGGUGCUGCUGGAGGAAGGUGUGUGUCGGGCACCUGAUGGCAAGGAUGGCUUCCCAGGAGCCCCUGGCCUCGAUGGGAGGCCAGGGAUGAAGGGUGACAUGGGAGAGCCAGGGAAAUCAUUGCCCAGCACCGGCAUCCGAGGACCCAAAGGGGAUGCAGGAGAGCCGGGGACCCCUGGCAGCCCGGGGGAGAGGGGCUUGCCGGGUCUGCUCGGCUCCCCCGGCAUGCCAGGGCCACCGGGGCUGAAAGGUCUGAAGGGGCAAGAUGGUGACGCCAUGGAUCAGCCGCGCCCUGCCUUCUCUGCCUCCCGGAGGUCCCCCCCGGCCGGGGGCAGCACGGUGGUGUUCGACAACAUCAUCACUAACGAGGAGAGCCACUACAGCCCCCGCAGCGGGGAGUUCACCUGCCGCAUCCCCGGCAUCUACUACUUCGCCUACCAAGUGGUGUCCGUCGGGGACCUGUGCCUGAGCAUCACCAAGAACGGGGAGCCCGUGGCCAGCUUCUGCGACGACAACAACCGCAGGCUGCGGCAGGUCAACUCCGGCAGCGCCGUGCUCAGCCUGGCCGCGGGCGACCGCAUCUCCAUCAGCACCCACCCGGCCCGGAGCGCCAUCUACAGCGGCUCCGAGGCCGACAGCGUCUUCAGUGGCUUCAUGCUGUCCCCGCAGCUGGGCUGA